This is a messenger RNA of Heterocephalus glaber (naked mole-rat), 1221 nucleotides long. The record is from RefSeq and is a predicted model, not a curated record. NCBI's taxonomy places the organism in Eukaryota, Metazoa, Chordata, Mammalia, Rodentia, Bathyergidae.
AUGCCUUUGAAGUGCUAUUUUUUGUAUUUGAAAUAUAAGAAAUUAAGAAUUAAUAUCGGUGGUGUUGUGGGGGGAGAUGGGAGAAGAGUCCCUGCCAUCUGGGGUCUGACUCUCCCAACCACUCGGAAGGUUGUGGAAGAAUCAGAUACAGGUCAAAAGCGUAGAUACAAAGUUUGUACUUUUAUUCAGCAAACAUGCAAGAAUACAGCUGCCUUCUCUCAGAGACAGACAGGGGUGCCUAAAACAGAGCCACUCUUGAACUGGGCCUUCAGUCUCCUCACAAAUACGGAAGCAAAAAACCAAACAAGUACAGCAGAAUUCUUACUUUUGGGUCUCUCAGAGGAUCCAGGACUGCAGCCCCUUAUCUUUGGACUGUUCCUGUCCAUGUACUUGGUAACAGUGCUUGGGAACAUGGUCAUCAUCCUGGCCAUCAGCACUGACUCCCACCUCCGUACCCCCAUGUACUUCUUCCUCUCCAACCUGUCCUUCACUGACAUCUGUUUCAGCUUCACCAUGGUCCCCAAGAUGCUGGUGAAUAUCCUGAAACAGAGCAGAGCCAUCAGUUACAAAGGCUGCCUUACCCAGCUCUGCUUGGUCCUGGUUUUUGCUGGAUUAGAAAACCUUCUGCUUGCAGCAAUGGCCUAUGACCAUUACAUAGCCAUCUGCCAUCCACUUAGGUACACAGUCGUCAUGAACUCCUGUCUAUGUGUUCUGCUGACUCUGUUCUCAUUGCUCACUAGCACUGUAGAUGCCCUGCUGCACUGCCUGAUGGUACUUCGCCUGUCAUUCUGUGCAGACCUGGAAAUCCCCCACUUCUUUUGUGAACUGGACCAGGUCAUCAAGCUGUCCUGUUCUGACACCCUCCUCAACAACAUCUUGGUAUAUGUAGUGACCAGCAUAUUGGGUGGUGUCCCUCUCCUUGGGAUUAUUUUCUCCUACUUUAAAAUUGCCUCUUCUGUUGUAAGAAUGCCCUCAACUGAGGGAAAGUACAAAGCAUUUUCUACCUGUGGGUCUCAUCUUUCUGUUGUUUCCCUGUUCUGUGGGACAGCUUUUGGAGUGUACAUCAGCUCUGCAGCGACUGACUCAUCCAGAAAGCCUGCAGUUGCCUCAGAUAUGUAUACAGUGGUCCCUCCAAUGACGAACCCCUUUAUUUACAGUCUGAGGAGCAGAGACAUGAAGGAAGCCUUGAAGAAACUGAUCAGCACAUCUCACUCUGUGUAA